AUGUUCAUCAAUACACUCAUAGAAGAAAAAAUCCCAGUAAAAGUGUUAAUUGAUACAACAUCUAAAUAUAAUACUAUUAGCAAACACUUAUCCAAUAAGCUUAAAUCUGACCACAGAUUAGAAGGUAUAGUUGGUGAUGAUCUGAUAGGUAAAGAAAUAAAAGGUUUAGAUUUACAGUUUCGCAUUAAAAGAAAGUGGCAAAGUUUAGGUGAUACUAAACUAAUAGACUUUCAAAUUCACAAAAAUCCAUUAUUCGAUCUGAUGUUGGGGCAAGAUUGGUUAUGGAUGUGUGAAGCAAAAAUAAGCUUUGGACAUUCUCCCAAAACCCGUGUCUGCCAUGCUAAAAUUAUAAUAGAUGGUAUAAGCAUCCCAUUAUUUGAUGAAGAUUUUAACAAAGCCAGCUCUACUAAAAAUAAUUUAUCUAAAUCAACUGAAUCUAAACCUGGUCUAGCUCAAGAGAAGGUUAUGAAUAUAAUUAACAAAAUUUUCUCAAAUAUUGAAGAUAGACCCAAAAGGUCAUUGCUUUGCAACAUACCUCCUACACAUCUACCAUCCAGAAGAUUAAAUGACAAUGUUUCCAAAAAUAAGAAUAAAAAAAAUAAUGUCAAAUAUUCCACAGAUGCUUCUUCUAAUUCAGACACUUCAGACAGCAAUUCAAGUAAUUCUUUCACAUCUAGUUCAGAAAUAGAAGUUACAUAUGCGCAUAAGACUAGAGCAGUAAAGAAACGCUCUAUUCGAAAGAGUAAAGUAAGAGGUAAAGUUAAUUAUCGAGCUUGA
Molecule: messenger RNA, 777 nt
Organism: Cetraspora pellucida
Lineage: Eukaryota; Fungi; Glomeromycota; Glomeromycetes; Diversisporales; Gigasporaceae
Source: the annotation of a GenBank genome assembly